AUCAUCUUAUCCACGACAGUUCAUCAUGAAUUGAGUGUUCGUUCUGACCGCUGAGCAAUGGGCUGAUAUCUGGCAAUGCCUACCAACACAUCUCAAAAUCUUGAGUUGAACCAGUUGGCCGUUUCAAUGCGCCCCUGAAAUAUGUAGGCUCGGACAGCAAGAUGUGAGGAGUGCGCCGGUUCUUGUGCGAAGUAGUUGACGUCAUGGUCCGUCAUUGCGACCGUUCAACUUAGCAUGACGGCUCACAAUGUCGACAUCCAACGUCCAAUGUCUUCCAACACUUCAACAACGGGCUCCUUGUUGAAUGUUGAUACUCACUCGGAAAAUUCACCCGCCACUAACACUACAGUGUAAGGUGCUCCGGAGCUGCCACCUGUGAGAUAGCCUCGCAGUCAUGUCAAUGUCGUCGUGGUGGUCGUGGUGUGUUGGGUCCGGCGGCCGUCGCAAUCGCCGACGGUCGGCCGAGCAGGAGCCUCUACUGCCGCGGUACGAUGACGAGACGGCGCUGCAGCGGCGGCUGCAUCAGAAGCUCCACACGUACCAGAUGCUCCGGGCCCUGUCCAAGGGCUUCAUGCCGUCAAACGAGCAGGCCAUUGCCAGCCUCCGCACUCUUCUUGCCUCAGACGUUCUGAACCCAGACAAUGCUCAGCUCAGCGACUCGGGCCAGGCCCUGGUGCACUAUACCAAGCAAUGGAUCAAGCAGCUCAUCCAGCUUCUGCAGGACAAGAACUCUGGCGACCAGAUCCAGGACUUUAUCUGGUAUCUGUCGCAAGCGAGGGUCGCCGUCGAUAUGGAGCACAUCGCUGAGCGCGCCAGCAAGGCCAAGGCCAAGGCCGACACAGCUGCCAUCUACAGCAGCCUUCAAACCGUUGGCUCCCUUCUUCUCACCAACUCGGAUUUCCGCUUGUUCCUGAGCGACCUCAAUGUGGUUGCCCGGGAGGUCUUCAAAGACACUGCUUUUGCUCUGUCCGAAGCCUCCAAGGAGGCUGGAAAGCGUCUUGAGCCUUCCGCCGAAGAACAGGAUUCACUCAAAGAGCCGGGCAAGGACUCUCACAGCCCGCCGUCGCAGCAAGACCUAGCCGACCAGACCACCGAAAUCGCCACUGUCCUGAGUGGCAGCGCUUCCACUGUGGUCGAAGGCGCCGAGAACAGCAUCGCCAGUAAACUAGAGGGCCCGGAGAAAGACACCAUGAUCGCCCGUCUGAGGCAAGCGGUGCUCAAACUCCGACAGCGUCGCGACUACUCCGAUUCGGUCUCAACGCUGUCGCUGCUCCUCAGGCGUUACGCCAUGGUUUACUCUCGCAUUGCCAGCGACACGCUGCAGGCCGCAGACGAAGAUGUCGACCGUAACCCCGAGACGGACCGGGCUUUGCAGAAUUUCUGGGCCUUCAUCAGGUCGUUUGGUGAGGCAAAAGAAUGGGAAGAGCUGGAGAAGCGUUUUAAGGCAGUCAUGGAACACAGCCGUAGCGAUCCCGAUUUUGAAGAGCUCAUCGGCCAGCUUGGAAACGCCGUGCAAGACAUGUUCACCGACCCAUCCUUCUUUGACCAUGCCGAGCAGCGGUUCCAGGACCUCCGCGCCAAAUCCCGCCAAUUAUCCGCCCACUCCUCUUUGCGAGACGACGUAGACGGGUUGCUCACACAGCUGCAGUCUACUUUCUACGCAGUGCUCAGGGACAAGGACGUAACUGCACUCCUCAAGACAUCGGCGACGAUUGGCAAGAUCCUCUCACCCAAGCAUCAUUAUACGAAUACGGACCUGGUAGCAGACGCCAUCCACGUGUUUGUCCCCUUGCUUGUCCAAUCAGUCAACUACGUGCCCAUCCCUCGCCUCGAAAUCUCCACACCCCAAGUAGACCUCCUGCUCGAGAACUUCAUCCUAGAGCCCGGCUUGACGGUCAACAACACAUCCUUCUUCCCCUACAAGCUGCGCAUCGAGACGCUCAACGACUUCGAGAUCCGCAAGGCCCGGUUCCGCACAACCUCAGCCAUCAAAUCCCUAGCCCGGAUCCGGAUCGACGGCCUGUCCAUCCGCGGCGAAGAGAUCGGCUUCUGGCUGCGUGCUCACUCCGGGCUCUUACGCCUCGCAGACCAGGGGAUCGCCUCCUUCGCGCUGGACGAGCGGGGGCUCGACAUCCAGCUUGAUGUUGAAAUCGGCCGGGACCGCCUCGAGAAGAUCCUGUCCCUGCGAAACGUCCGCGUGCGCAUCCACAAGCUCAACUGGACCCUCCGCCAGAGCAAGUUUAGCUUCUUGUCCUGGCUGUUCAAGCCCGUCCUGAAACCACUGAUCCGCAAGGCGAUUGAGAUGAAAGUGGCAAGCGCCAUCGCCGAGGCGCUGCAUUUCGCCAACCGCGAGAUCAUCUACGCCCGCGAGCGGCUCCGGGCCACGCGCAUUGCUGAUCCCGAUGAUUUGAGGACGUUUUUCAAGGCUGUUCUUGCGAGGCUGACGCCGGCGGAUAAUCCGGAUCUUGAUGUCCGUGUGGGUGUCGCUGAGCCUGGCGGGGGGGUGUUUGAGGGGGUUUAUGCGCCGGGAAGUAUUGUUAGGUUGUGGAGGGAGGAGGCUACGCAGGCGCCGCAGAGGAUUAGGGAGAAUGAACGGGAUGGGUGGAGGAAUAGUGUUUUUGAUAUACAUGCGGCGACGCUGGGUUGAUGGUGCGGAGAUGAUGUCUGGGCUGGUUGAGAAUGCUUGGGUGAGGUGGGUUAUGCGUUAUGCGUUAUGAUAUCCGCGAGCUCUGUACUGGUUAAUGUUAAUAAAAGUACUGUCAUGGACCUUUGGCUGGUCGUUGUUAAGCGUAGAAGGUUGAUUUCCGAGAGCAGAACUGUUAAUCGGCCAUUCGCCAAGGGAUCCUACAAGCUCUUCCAUGUGUUUACCCACUUCUGCCC
Molecule: messenger RNA, 2880 nt
Organism: Canariomyces notabilis
Lineage: Eukaryota; Fungi; Ascomycota; Sordariomycetes; Sordariales; Chaetomiaceae
Exons: 2
Coding region: 395-2647 (750 amino acids)
Molecular function (GO): lipid binding
Source: RefSeq, a predicted model, not a curated record